UUUUUGACAGCUCGACCUGCUAGCAGAAAGCCGGUCGUUGGCAGAGGGUAGGACCACUGCCCACCAUCAGUGUUAAUAUAUUAGAAAGCAAGACGCAAAAGCUCAUAAUCUGCGGAGAUGUUCGAUUUAAAAGCAGGAUGGAACCUGUCGUUCGCAGGCUGUGGGUUUUUGGGGAUUUACCACAUCGGUGUAUCGAGCUGUCUUCUGGAGAAAGCGCCCUACCUGAUCCACGGUGCUAACAAGAUCUACGGAGCUUCUGCUGGAGCUCUCACAGCCUCAGUGCUCACCAGCCGGGCGUGCUUAGAUAAAUGCUGCGAAGAUGUAAUUGAGGUGGCUAAGGAUGCACGGAGGCGUAACCUGGGCCCACUGCAUCCCACCUUUAACUUGGUGAAGGUGCUUCGCACUGGCCUCCAGCGAGACCUGCCCGAAGAUGCUCACACACUAGCAAGUGGCAGACUGUGUGUAUCGCUUACACAAGUCAGUAAUGGAGAAAAUGUUCUAGCCUCAGACUUUUCCUCUAAAGAUGAGCUCAUUCAGGCUCUUAUCUGUAGCUGUUUCAUUCCUGUGUAUUGUGGAUUGAUCCCGCCUUCCUUCCGUGGAGUUAGAUAUGUUGAUGGUGGUAUGAGCAAUAAUCUUCCCCAGUCAGAGAUGAAAAACACCAUUUCCAUCUCUCCAUUCUCAGGAGAGAGUGACAUCUGCCCUAAAGACAAUUCCAGCAGCUUCCAUGAGCUGCGCGUCACCAACACCAGCAUUCAGGUCAACAGUGGAAACCUGUACCGGCUCAGCAAAGCCCUCUUUCCUCCAGAACCCAAGGUAAUGGCAGAGAUGUGUCAGCUUGGAUACAGAGACGCCCUUCGAUUCCUUGAGGACAACAAUUUAAUAAGAGCUGAGUGUCCAACAACAGAUCUAGCCCUGAUGGAAAACAUGUCCUGCUGCUGCGGCACCAGUGUGAACUCUGAAUCUACAAAGGAGUGGGUGCUACGAAGACUAAGACUAUUAAAGGCACACCACUGGUGGUUGGAUGAGCAGCUUGUUAAUAACUUACCCACAUCAAUUAAAAAAGUGUUCUGUGAGGCCUGUAAGGAAAAGCACGGUUUGAUGGCUCAGCUUUCUGGCCUGUUUCCUGUUCGCUUGGCUUCCUACAUGCUGAUGCCCUACACACUGCCAGUAGAGUCAGCCUACUCAGCAGUACAGAGGUUUGUGGAAUGGAUUCCAGAAGUGCCUGAAGACACACGCUGGCUUUUUGAAGUGGCAGGAAGCAUCUACCAGACUGCCUGGAAAGGAGCAUCUACGAAAACGAGCAACAUUCCAGUGCGCCGAUGUGUAAGUGGACCACCCUCACUAAAUCUGCAGUCUCAAGUUAACAAACAUGAUGGACAUUUAACUUUUUCUGCCACUGAGCUGCAUGGUUUCAGCAUGAAUUACCCAGCACGUCAUCAAAACCCUCACAGUCCAAACACAUGCACCCUGCCCCCUAAAGAGAUGUUCUUUUUUAAUGACUCAGAUGAGGAGUUAUGAAGCAGAAUUUACCAAUAUUAGACAAUGGACAAGAUAGAAUUUAUAAGAUAUUUUACUUUGUCACACACUGUGUUUUAUGCACAUGCAGUGGAUGAUAAAAAGUGCUGCUUUAUGUUGGCCUAAAGUCUCAAUACAAUUUUAUUUUAAUAAAUUUUAAUAUUGCAAAAA
This is a messenger RNA of Trichomycterus rosablanca, 1686 nucleotides long. It is a transcript of the gene pnpla3, whose product is annotated as patatin-like phospholipase domain containing 3. Gene Ontology annotation, biological process: positive regulation of triglyceride catabolic process; lipid homeostasis; triglyceride catabolic process. Bases 118 to 1518 code for a protein of 466 amino acids. Gene Ontology annotation, molecular function: triacylglycerol lipase activity. The record is from RefSeq and is a predicted model, not a curated record. NCBI's taxonomy places the organism in Eukaryota, Metazoa, Chordata, Actinopteri, Siluriformes, Trichomycteridae. Gene Ontology annotation, cellular component: membrane; cytoplasm; lipid droplet. The transcript has 9 exons.